This is a messenger RNA of Iphiclides podalirius (scarce swallowtail), 1707 nucleotides long. The record is from the annotation of a GenBank genome assembly. Lineage: Eukaryota; Metazoa; Arthropoda; Insecta; Lepidoptera; Papilionidae.
AUGGCCGAAACAAGUGCAAUGAACUCCAGCAGUAGAGUAAACGAUGAAGAGGUUUUAAAAAAUAGGGAUCAAAUCAAAGAGGAGAUAGAUAUAACCGUGAAGCGCGAACCUAUAGAGUGUUUGGUGUGUGUUGACCGCAGCCCAGAUGUGUAUGAAAUCCACAGCACAAAAACAGUAUCGUCAGGUUUGUCGCUUCACAACUUCCUCAGCAAAGUUUCCCAUGUGAACUUAAGAAACUGCGAAAACUAUUCCAAAUUUGUAUGUAAGACUUGUUAUGACCUCGUUAACGAGCUUGAACGUGCUGAAAUAGAAUAUUUCAAGCUAAAAGAAGCUUUCGAAAGUAUUAUAAGUAAAAACCCCUUGUUCGACUCUCGGACGUCGUCUUCCAACCCCAAUGCUAUUAAGGAUGAGGUAUUUGAGACUGUGUAUAAUGAGUUUUGCAAAAGUGAUAAUAAUGACUCGGAAGAUGAGCCAUUGGCCCUUACCAAAAACAAACGCCUUCGUAAGGUUGAUAAACGAAGAAAGAGGUCAACUGUUGAUAGUAAACGGAGGCAACGGCACAAGAGUGAAAAUAAUAGUUGGGAAUGUGCAACAUGUGGUCUGACUGAAGAUAGUGGUGGUCCUGAUGCGCUGGAGGCACAUAUGCUUUCUGUUCACAAUUGCAACAAAGACAAUAUCGAGAUUAAGGAUGUAAAAAAAGAAGAUACAAUUGAUGAAUUCCAGGGUUCAGUUGACUCAUUGGAUGCUGAUUUUACAAUCAAAAGUGAUUUUGAUGAUGAUGACAGCCCAAAUUUUGAGCCUGAAAGACUCAGUAAUGGUAGUAGAGCGAAAAAAUUGGAAUCGCAUAGAAAAAGUUCAAUUCCAAAAAGAAAAAAAAAGCGAGAGGACAAAGUUUUGCAUCAGUGUGAUCAAUGCGAUGCAAAAUACACAUCCCUAUUGCGCCUGGAGCAGCACAAGCAGAGGCACGACGACUCGAAGCCGCCCUACAUCUGCGAGGUCUGCGGCGCCCAUUACAAGCACAAGCGCGCCUGCGACAUACACGUGGCGCUGCACAAGGGUAUAAGCGACUGGAAAUGUGAAGAGUGCAAUAAACUGUUCCCAUCUAAAGGGGCCUUACAGAGACACAACAAUAUUCAUACGGGUAAACUUAAUUAUCAGUGCGACCUGUGCGGCAAGUCGUUCAUCCACACGUCGUCGUUCCAAGAUGCACAAGCUCGCCACAAGCGCAUCCACAGCGGCGAGAAGCGCCACGAGUGCGCCGUGUGCGGCAAGCGCUUCUCCGAGCGCUACAACCUGGUGGCGCACGCCAAGGCGCACGAGGCGGCGGAGGGGGCGGGGGCGGGGGCGGGGGCAGUGGCGCCCCGCCGCCGCCUCUUCCGCUGCGCCUUCUGCCACGAGCGCUUCGACCGCAAGUUCCUGCUGGAGCGGCACUGCACGGCGGCGCACGGCCGCGCGCUCGAGCGGCCGCCGCCCACGCCGCGCAACACCAUGAGCAAGCUGCUCAAGGCGCAGGCGGCGGCGCGCAAGCACGAGCCCGACGCGCCCGCGCCCGCCCACGCCCACGCGCCCGCCCACGCCCACGCCCACGCCCACGCCCACGCCAAGCGCGAGCCCAGCCCCGACGCCGCGCACCGCCUCAUCGCGCACCUCGCGUCGGGCGGCGCCACGCCCGCCUGGGGCGGCCACUUCGCGACGCGCUCCUUCCAC